AUGGCGGCCGCUCUGGGAAGCCAGGGAAAUGCUGCAACCAAUGCAUUCAAGGAUAAAGAGAAGCCAAUGGCUGUCCGCACAGCCAAUAUUAUGGCUGCUAGAGCUGUCGCCGAUGCUAUAAGAACGUCACUUGGGCCGCGAGGAAUGGAUAAAAUGACAAACGAUGGAAACACAAUGUUAAAGGAUAUGAGUGUGAUGCACCCGGCGGCUAAAAUGUUGGUAGAUUUGAGUGCUGCUCAGGAUGUUGAAGCUGGUGAUGGGACUACAUCCGUUGUUGUUAUUGCGGGAAGUUUAUUGGGAGCUGCUGAGCGAUUACUUUCGAAAGGAAUUCAUCCGACCGUCAUCUCUGAGUCCUUCCAGAGAGCCGCAGCAGCUGCGGUGCAGAUACUCCAUGAUAUGUCCCAGCCUAUCUCCCUUUCGGACCGGGCGACUCUUCUACAAGCAGCAUCUACCUCUCUUUCAUCGAAAAUCGUUUCUCAAUACUCGAACCUCCUUGGACCAAUGGCAGUUGAUUCCGUUCUUAAAGUAAUAGAUCCAAGAACCUCUGAUAAUGUUGACCUUCGAAACAUCCGCAUUGUUAAGAAGGUCGGCGGUACGAUAGAGGAUAGCGAGAUGGUGGACGGUCUGAUUCUCAAUCAGCCAGUUCUAAAGAAUGCAGGUGGUCCAACAAGGAUUGAGAAAGCGCGCAUUGCUUUAAUACAAUUCCAGCUGAGCCCACCUAAGCCUGACAUGGAGAACCAAAUUGUGGUCAACGACUACAGACAAAUGGACAAGAUCCUCAAGGAAGAACGUACUUAUCUUCUCAACAUGGUCCGGAAAAUCGCCAAGACCAAAUGCAACGUUCUUCUGAUUCAGAAAUCGAUCCUUCGUGACGCCGUUAAUGACCUCUCGCUUAACUUCCUGUCUCGAGUGAAGAUUCUGGCGAUUAAGGAUAUUGAGCGUGAUGAAGUGGAAUUCAUUUGCAAGAGCCUUGGAUGCAAACCAAUUGCCAACGUCGAGUCUUUCACUGAGGAUAAACUUGGUACGGCAGACUUGGUCGAAGAGGUCAAUUCGUCUGGAUCUCGAUACGUGAAGAUUACUGGUGUUCGCUCUGCAAUGGCAAGCCAGACUGUUUCUAUGAUCGCUCGUGGCGCGAACAACCUCGUCCUCGAUGAAGUUGAACGUUCUCUCCAUGAUGCCCUCUGCGUUGUUCGGUGUUUGGUCAAAAAGCGAGCAUUAAUCGCUGGUGGUGGCGCACCUGAAAUAGAAAUUGCCCACUCGUUGGCGAAGCAAGCUCGCGCGUUGUCGGGUACUGAGGCAAUAUGUUGGAAGGCUUUUGCUGAAGCUAUGGAGGUUAUUCCGGUGACUCUAGCCGAAAAUGCUGGGCUGAAUAGCAUCAAGGUGGUGACAGAUUUGCGCCAUCGGCAUGCAAUGGGCGAGAAGAACGCGGGCGUUAGUAUCCGCAGCGGUGGAGUGAAGGAUAAUAUUGCCGACGAGAGGGUUUUGCAACCAUUGCUUGUGAGCACGAGUGCUAUUGAGCUCGCAGCUGAGACUGUGAAAUUGAUUCUACGCAUUGAUGACAUCGCUCUGUCGAGAUAAGCGGAAAGAAAAUGACAAACACGUGAGCCACUAGCAAGGCACAAGUCGCCUUAACCAUUUUUUUGGGGGAGGCAGAUGGGCAGGAUUUGAUGUUCUAUUGAGGCACUGUCAUCCUACAGAU
This is a messenger RNA of Coccidioides posadasii C735 delta SOWgp, 1699 nucleotides long. The record is from RefSeq and is a predicted model, not a curated record. Lineage: Eukaryota; Fungi; Ascomycota; Eurotiomycetes; Onygenales; Onygenaceae.